Leptinotarsa decemlineata (Colorado potato beetle) is the source of this 2244-nucleotide messenger RNA. RefSeq lists its product as uncharacterized. NCBI's taxonomy places the organism in Eukaryota, Metazoa, Arthropoda, Insecta, Coleoptera, Chrysomelidae. The record is from RefSeq and is a predicted model, not a curated record.
UAGGCGGUUAGACAAGAAACCUGCAGAGAUUCGAUGGUGUUCGCGGUCUUAUUAGGAUUUCCACUCGAGCGGGCGUGUUGCGAUGUGAUCAUAGAGAAUUAGUGUUGGUGAAUAAUGUGUUUGAUGUUCCGAUGUGAUUCAAUUAGGUGAAUAUCUAGAUCAUUUACAGAGUGGUAUGCAUUAUUAUUGUUUUUUUAUAUGCGAAAAGAUGUGUUAGCAAAACAUUGUUUUUAUGAUCGUGAGAUGUUUCCUGAUUUGUGAAAUCCUAAUUUCUUGAAACCAAUUCUUAGAUGAACUUGUGAGAAUAAUAUGCAGACUUUGGACAAAAUUGAUUUUUGUGGAAGUAUUUAUAGUGAUUUUUUGGGACUUGUCGCAACGAAGAAAAAAUCAAUUGAGAAUUCUAUAUAGGUAGAGACAGCCCAACAUGGUGUGUAAGUUGGUGACCUUGGCCAUUAUCUUAUAUUCCUUCAACGGAUCCGAUGGUAUAAUCCACAGCAAUCCCAGAAGUUUUGGAAAACCUCCCAAAUACUUUGAUCCGGAAUAUACAAUAAACAAAGUUUCAUUGACUCAAAGAGGUUAUAUACAGUUCCUGAGAUAUAUUACUGAAGUACCUCCAUUGACUGAAUAUACAUUCUGUAUAUGGAUGCGGAGUCACAAUUUGACACACAAUCAUCCUAUUUUAUCAUAUUCAAAACAUGAGGAAGAAAGACGUAUAAGAGUAUGGAUCAGUCCAUAUGGGAAGAAUGUAAACCUCGAAAUCCUAAACCAACAAGUCUUCGAGGUACCCGUGAACUUAGUGGAGGGACAUUGGUAUCAUAUUUGCCAAUCAUGGUCUUCCAAUCAAGGUGCCUGGCAUCUCUAUUUCAAUGGUAAAUUGAAAUCGAGUGGGAUUUUCCCCAAGUUGCGCGGAGCCAUUAUCCAAGGUGGUGGAGACAUCGUCGUCGGUCAGGAAUACACUGACUUUGACAAAGGUCUAGAAGAUGGAAUAGAAGGAGAUAUUUUUGGAUUCAACUUCGUGUUAUCUUCAAGCUCGAAUUAUUUCAAACAGGCCAACUUUAUAUCCAAGAAGCAGUAUGAACCACCCAGAAGAACAAACUCGUAUGGAGGAUUAUCGUACGAAAAACAUCAGCAAUUGUAUCCUAUUAGUUCGGUUGGUCCGGAAUUAACUACGGAGAGCCUAGGCCAGGACACUACCACUUCAAAUCAAGUGCAGCUAGAUGAAGUACCAGAUGUAGUGAGCUACCUUGGUGCCCCAGCUAAUCGGGAUCCGAAAGGACUCCUGGACAUUUUCAGGAAUACCUUCGAUUUCUUCGAUGAAGAACCUACUAAAAUAAAAGUUGUGCAAGUGUUGAAACCAAAGCGACAGACUUUCUACAACCCUCUCCAGAGGUCGAGUCCCUCAAGGGUAUCGAACGAUAUAAGUGAGGUUAGGAAGCCGCUUGGGCUACUACUGGUGGAGAUGAGUUUUGAUUGUGGUUUCAAAAAAGGUGCGCCUCUUAAUGGAAAAGGGGUGCUGAUUAAUUGGACAAAGUCGCCUGUGAGGGUCUUUGGUGGAGCUAUUUUGAAAAGUGUACCUCCGUUUUGUUAAUAAUAAUGGGUCUUUUCAAUGAAGAAAAGGAGAGAUGAAAAUAAUUUUUAUAAAUAUAGAAAAUGUUGGUGGUGAAACGACCAAUGAGUGAAACUGAUGAUGCUCAAAAAACUAUUUUAAAUAUAUUUGAAAUACAAAUGGUAACAUGAUUGAAAGCUUAUUUUCUUCAGUUGGGUGAUUCUAAAAGCAAGUGUAACUGCCAAAAUGAUGACUGUCAGUUAGCAGUCAAAUCAACAUAUUAAAUAAUGUAUCGUGGUUCACAAAAAACAGUACAUAAUUUGAAAAUGAGAAGAUAACAUUGCUGUAACCACUCUCAUUUGAAAUAAACGUUGGAUUUUUGGAAAGAAAAUAACAGAUGUACAAUACGUUUUGGAAAAAAGUGCAACCACAUUUUAAUAUUUCACUUUCACUCCUGCUCAGAAUAAAAAAUAAAAACCUAGAGAAACCAUUGAAUGAAAAUAUACGGAUUUACUCGAAAAUAGGUAAUUGAAUCGUGAUAGCGUUUUUGGUCUGAAUUCCUUUCACCUUUCGAUUUGUGAACAGCAUGAGGAUAAUUCAUUUAGUCCAAGUCCUAGUUGAAGUAACAAAAAUAUCUCUUUUCUAUUUAUUAUUUAUACACGUAUUUGUUAUCUAUGGAGUAUACUCUUCAAUUCAAA